Molecule: messenger RNA, 822 nt
Organism: Racocetra persica
Lineage: Eukaryota; Fungi; Glomeromycota; Glomeromycetes; Diversisporales; Gigasporaceae
Source: the annotation of a GenBank genome assembly
CAAGACACACAAGGAAGUGAAUAUUUCGCAUAUAUGCGAAAAAAAACUCAUGAAGGUGCUAUUAAUCAAGCUAAAGUAGAUGUUGCUGAAGCAAAAUACAAAGGUGACGUCGGUUCUAAGCUUCGAGAAGGUUUAACUAGACAAGAAACGUCAAAAAUCGAAGCCGAUACUGUCUUGAUUGAAAAUGAACGAAAAGUAUCCAUCGCUCAAGCAGAAAUGACCUUGUCUACUAAAAAAUCUGAAUAUGAUCAACAAGUUAAGAUCGCUGCUAUUGAAGCCGAACAAGCCGCUAAGAUGCGACAAGCAGAACUUCAAAAAGAAGUCGAAGAACGUCGACUUUUAUCCGAAACUGAACGUCUUAGAGUUCAACAUGUUGCAAAAGCCACUGCUGAAUUUGAAGCUGCAAAAGCUAUCGCAAAUGCUAAACUAUAUACCGCACAAAAAGAGGCCGAGGCUGAAUUGUAUAAGAAACAAAAAGAAGCUGAGGGUGUAUUAGCUAUCUACAAUGCUCAGGCUGAAGGUAUAAAGAAUUUAAUGCAAGCAUUUGGCGGUGAUAGACAUACUGCUCUUCAAUACGUAAUGAUUGAAAGAGGUAUAUAUCAACAAUUGGCCAAAGAAAAUGCACAAGCUAUUCAAGGUCUCAACCCGAAAAUUACUGUUUGGAAUACUGGUGAACCUAAUGGAAAUGCAAAUAAUGCAAACCCUAUUGCCAAUAUUUUCCAAAGUUUACCUCCAUUAUUGUCAACUAUUCAAGAACAAACUGGAAUUACUCCCCCUAAUUGGAUCGCUCAAAUGCCAUCUUCUAAUACAAAAUCUAGUUAA